Nelumbo nucifera (sacred lotus) is the source of this 453-nucleotide messenger RNA. The record is from RefSeq and is a predicted model, not a curated record. NCBI's taxonomy places the organism in Eukaryota, Viridiplantae, Streptophyta, Magnoliopsida, Proteales, Nelumbonaceae.
AUGGUCACUUCAAAGGGGGUUACAGUUUUUGCGUUUGUAGUUUUAAUCUGCAUUGGAUGUUCCUCUGCAGCUAGAACCGUGUUCUACGGUGAGGGAGGGAGAGGAGGUGGAGGUGGUGGUGAGGGUGGGGGUGGUGGAGGUGGAGGUGGUGAAGGCACUGGGUCUGGAUACGGCUCUGGCAGUGGAAGCGGCUCUGGUUAUGGAGGCGGAGUUGCCUUAGGUGGAGGUUAUGCAAGUGUUGGUGGGGGUGGGGGUGGCGAAGGUGGAGGUGGAGGUGGAGGUGGGGGGUCAGGGAAUGGUAGUGGGUAUGGAUCUGGGAGUGGUAGUGGCUCAGGUUAUGGUGCAGGAGGUUUCUGGCCUCCGGGAAUGGAGAAGGAGGAGGUGGAGGUGGUGGCUCUGGAUAUGGUUCGGGAUAUGGUUCUGGAAGUGGCGUUGGGUAUGGUGGAGCACUAG